AUGAGGGUGAUAGAAGUGGUCAUUGACGGCUUCAAGUCGUACGCCGUGCGUACGGUCAUCUCCGGCUGGGAUGAAAGCUUCAACUCGAUUACUGGCCUCAACGGCAGCGGUAAAUCUAAUAUUUUGGACGCGAUCUGCUUUGUCCUUGGUAUUACGAAUAUGACGACAGUGCGAGCGCAAAAUCUCCAGGAUCUCAUUUACAAGCGCGGCCAAGCUGGCGUUACAAAGGCGAGCGUGACAAUCGUUUUCGACAACCGAGACACCAAGAAAUCCCCAAUCGGCUUCGAAGAAUAUGCGUCAAUCAGCGUUACGCGACAAAUUGUCCUAGGCGGCACUUCCAAAUACCUCAUCAAUGGUCACCGCGCUCAGCAGCAAACAGUCCAGAACCUGUUUCAGUCUGUCCAACUCAACAUCAACAAUCCGAACUUCCUGAUCAUGCAGGGACGUAUCACAAAAGUCCUCAAUAUGAAGGCUGUUGAGAUCCUUGCUAUGAUUGAAGAAGCAGCGGGAACUCGAAUGUUUGAGGAUCGUCGGGACAAAGCCUUGAAAACUAUGGCCAAGAAAGAGGUCAAGCUUCAGGAACUCAGAGAACUCCUCAAAGACGAGAUUGAGCCGAAGCUUGAGAAGCUACGCACUGAAAAGCGAGCCUUCCUGGACUAUCAGCAGACGCAAAACGACCUCGAGCGACUAACUCGAGUAGUUGUUGCUUACGAUUAUACCAAAUGUCAAGAAAAACUACGCCAGACUGCCGCUGAUUUAGAAGGCAAGAAGCAGCGACAUGCUGGACUGGAAGAAUCGGCAAAACGACUUCGAAGCGAGCUCUCUCAUUUGGAGGAAGACAUGAAGAAGAUCCAAGCUCAACGAGAAAAGGAGGCAAAAAAGGGCAGCAAAGCUCAAGCACUAGAGGAGAAGGUCAAGAAGCAUGCCAAUGAACUGGUUCGACUGGCCACGAUCAUGGAUCUAAAAAACUCUAGCUUGGCCGAAGAGAAGGAGAAGAAGCUUGCCUUGCAAAAGACUGUCGCCGAACUCGAAGCCGCCCUAGAAGAGAAGACUGCUACUUUCAAUACGGCGAAGGCAAAGUGUGACGCUGAGAAGGACAGCCUCGCCAAGCAAGCCGAAGAGGUGGAGUCGAAAGAAGAGCUGCUGCAGACUCUUCAAACCGGUGUGGCUUCCAAGGAUGGCCAGGAAAACGGUUACCAAGGCCAACUUCAAGACGCGAAAAGUCGCGCCAAUGCGGCUGCCACAGCACAAGAACAGUCCAAGAUCAAGAUUACGCACUUGCAGAGCAGAGUGAAGGAGGAAGAGCCGCGCGCGAAAAAGGCCAAGGAGCAAAAUGCCGGCUUGCUCCGCGACCUCGAAGGGCUGAAGGCACAGGCUCAAAGGCUUGAGAAGGAGCUGGCCAAGCUAGGCUUUGAGCCUGGUCAAGAGGAGGAAAUGUACAAGCAAGAAUCCGCUCUGCAACAAACUAUUCGUGGCUUGCGUCAGGAGUCGGAUAAGCUCAAGAGGAAAGUUGCCAACAUUGACUUCAACUAUGCCGACCCGGUACCCAAUUUCGAUCGGUCAAGGGUCAAGGGUCUAGUCGCUCAGCUUUUCACUCUCGACAAGAACCAUACCAAGGCAGGAACGGCACUGGAGAUUUGUGCUGGUGGUCGCCUAUACAACGUGGUCGUGGAUUCAGAAGUCACUGGCACGCAGCUUUUACAAAGGGGCAAACUCAGGAAGCGCGUUACCAUCAUCCCCCUGAACAAAAUCUCUGCUUUCAAAGCAUCCGCUCAAACGAUCGCGACUGCUCAAAACAUUGCCCCUGGCAAAGUGAAUCUCGCGCUGUCUUUGGUUGGGUAUGACGACGAAGUUUCCUCUGCUAUGGAAUAUGUGUUCGGAAACACUCUUGUUUGCGAGGAUGCGGAGACGGCUAAACGUGUUACGUUUGAUCCGAGUGUCAAGAUGCGCAGUAUCACCCUUGAGGGAGACUCUUACGAUCCAUCGGGAACUCUGUCCGGCGGUAGUGCUCCAAUAUCCAGCGGCGUCCUAGUUACAUUGCAGCAACUCAACAGCCUAACUCGUGAGCUCAAUGAGGCAGAGAUUUCCCUGAAGCAACUCCAGGCCCAGAUGGCUAAAGAAAAGUCUAAACUUGAUCAAGCCCGUCGCAUCAAGCAAGAUCUUGACUUGAAGAGCCACGAAAUUAAGCUAGGCGAAGAGCAAAUCAGCGGAAACUCCUCCUCAUCAAUUAUUCAGGAGGUCGAGAAUAUGAAGACAACCAUUGCUGAGCUUCAGGAAAGCAUAAUUGAAGCAAAAACCCGGCAAGCUGAAGCCAAUGUGGAUGUCAAGCGUAUCGAGAAGGAUAUGAAAGAUUUCGACAACAACAAGGACGGAAAGCUUAUCGAACUUCAAAAGUCGGUUGAUACACUUCGGGCUGAUUUACAAAAGAACACGGGAGCCGUCAAAGCCUUGCAAAAGCGCCUACAGGGAGUACAGCUUGACUUGGAGCAAGUGAACACUGAUCUUACGGCAUCUCGUGAUCAGCUUCAGGAACUUGGUUUCAACAUCAAGACGCAAGAGAAUGACAUGCAAGAUGUUACCAAGCAGCAGGAUGCGCUGAGGAAGACGCAUGAUUCUCUACAAGCUGAUCUGGACGAUGAACGCGCCAAACUGAGCCAAUUCGAUGAUGAGCUGCGUGCGCUUGACGAAGCGACACGCUCGAAGAAUGCUCGUAUCGCUGAAGAAGGCCUGGAAAUGCAGAAGCUGGGUCAUCAGGUUGAGAAGUUCAACAAAGAGCAGCAAACUGCAGUAGAGAACGUCUCUCGUCUGGAAGCGGAUCAUGACUGGAUUCAUGAUGAGCAAGACAAGUUUGGUCGCAGCGGCACGCCAUACGACUUCAAGGGUCAGAAUAUUGCCGAGUGCAAGUCGACGCUGCGCAACUUGACGGAGCGCUCGCAGGGCAUGAAGAAGAAGAUCAACCCGAAGGUCAUGAACAUGAUUGAUAGUGUAGAGAAGAAGGAGGUAUCUCUCAAGAACAUGAUCAAGACGGUCAUUCGCGAUAAAAGGAAGAUUGAGGAGACGAUUUUCAGUCUUGAUGACUACAAGAAGAAGGCUCUGCAGGAAACGUGGGAGAAGGUGAAUGGCGACUUUGGCCAGAUUUUCUCUGAGCUGCUGCCGGGCGGCAGCUUCGCCAAGCUUGAUCCUCCCGAGGGCAAGACGAUUGGUGACGGUCUAGAAGUCAAAGUCUGCCUUGGCAAGGUGUGGAAGCAGAGCCUCACGGAACUCAGCGGUGGUCAACGCUCUCUGGUUGCCUUGUCUCUUAUCAUGGCACUCUUGCAGUUCAAGCCGGCUCCCAUGUACAUCUUGGACGAGGUGGACGCCGCUCUGGAUCUGUCGCAUACGCAGAAUAUCGGACGUCUCAUCAAGACGCGGUUCAAGGGCUCGCAGUUCAUUGUCGUCAGUCUCAAAGAUGGCAUGUUCCAGAACGCCAACCGCAUUUUCCGAACACGCUUCAGCGAAGGCACCAGUAUGGUGCAAGCCUUGACGCCAGCCGACCUUAAGUGA
Molecule: messenger RNA, 3543 nt
Organism: Akanthomyces muscarius
Lineage: Eukaryota; Fungi; Ascomycota; Sordariomycetes; Hypocreales; Cordycipitaceae
Exons: 5
Coding region: 1-3543 (1180 amino acids)
Biological process (GO): chromosome organization
Cellular component (GO): chromosome
Molecular function (GO): protein binding; ATP binding; ATP hydrolysis activity
Source: RefSeq, a predicted model, not a curated record